Messenger RNA from Hemicordylus capensis (graceful crag lizard), 786 nucleotides. RefSeq lists its product as uncharacterized. The transcript has 11 exons. The record is from RefSeq and is a predicted model, not a curated record. Bases 1 to 786 code for a protein of 261 amino acids. Lineage: Eukaryota; Metazoa; Chordata; Lepidosauria; Squamata; Cordylidae.
AUGGCACUGAAGGAAGGAGUCCUUGUGUCUUGCAGAAACAAGAGCAGAGCUCAGCCACAAAGACGGAGGUUCUUCAAGAGGAGGAACCGUGUUGAGCCAACUUCGGCUCCUCCUCCAACUCUGGCUUCUCCUCCAACUGCAGAAGAGGGCUUCCAAACAUCGUCAGGAGUCACAAUUGCCUUGAGCACCACAUGGCAAAAAAAGGAAAGAGCUAAGCUCAUUCUCUGGUGGACAUCCUUUCUUAAUUCCAUUGCGGUGCAAGUCAAUGGCGCAGAGUCGGAUACAUUGCAGUUCAGCAAGCUGAAGAUUGUCGAAUUCAUUUUGGAGAUAAUGGAGGAUAUUACCGCGCAUCCUGACCCUGGCUCCUUCUUCAGGAAAACCCUGGACACCGUCACGGAGCUGAGCAAAAUCAAGCCGCCGUUGCCCGAGGAGCUGCGGUCAGCAGUGCUGCACGUGGCGGUGUCUGGGGCCAACUACCUGGAGCCAGGGACACAUAAUGAGACCUUUCAAUCUCUUCAGAGAAUGAUUAGGGGGUUUCUGGAGGAGGCCCCCUCGGUCCACAACUUGACCAGCAUCUUGACGGAGCUCCAAAGGUACAGCACUGCAAAGGAUCCCCAGCUACAGGCUCUGGCCCAGGAAGCCUGCAGCUGUCGCCUGCAACAUGCGGCCAGCCUGCCAGCUUUUCAUCUGAAAACACUGAAGGAUGCUUUCCCGGUAGCAUCCAAGAGCAGCAUCCAAGAUGACCUUGUGUUGGAAGAAUUUGACGAAGAAGAGGAGUUUGGGUGA